This is a messenger RNA of Fibroporia radiculosa, 1926 nucleotides long. RefSeq lists its product as uncharacterized. The record is from RefSeq and is a predicted model, not a curated record. NCBI's taxonomy places the organism in Eukaryota, Fungi, Basidiomycota, Agaricomycetes, Polyporales, Fibroporiaceae. The transcript is spliced from 9 exons. Bases 1 to 1926 code for a protein of 641 amino acids.
AUGUCGCACAAAUUCACGCUCAGGUUACAUUCGACCUAUACCCUUCUCCUCACUCAGCUACAAAUGCCUCCCAGGAAGAAAGCCGCAGUUGUCAAUGCAUCUGACGCCUCGAGCCCACUCCCACGUUCAACGCGCUUCGGUAUGAGAGUGAAGGCUCUUUUUUCCAAGGUGUCCGCCGCGAGUGCCCCAGCGAGUGAGGGGAGGGCGAAGCGUGCCCGUUAUCCGUCUGAAGACGAAGAGCCUGAAUACGAGGAGGUGGGGACAGGUGACACUGCAACUAGAGUUACCACUACUGUAAAUGACACCAUACCAGCGAACACAUUUACUAUCGUCAGGAAGGGUUUGACACUGGUUGACCCUUGUUCUGAUUGUGUUGACACCCACCAGGUUCUUGCCACUGAUGAAGGUAUUUGGAAUGUCACUCUUGACCAAAUAGAUGUUGAGGAAGACACAAAAAAGUUUCGUGUGAUUCAGGUGCUGAAAUCGAUUGGAAACUCAAAUAAAUGUAUGUUGUUCACGCGCUGGGGUCUUGUUGGUGAGGACGGGCAGAAACAGACGAAGGGCUUUUUCACAUCUGCUGUCGCUGUCCAAGAGUUCAAAAAACAGUUCAGAGCGGUGGCUUCUGUUGCCUGGGAGCAAUGGGAAGGUAUGAUUCCCAAGAAAGGAAAAUUGAUGGAAUGCGCUGAGAAUAAAGAUGAGCUGAAUGAAGACAAAGGUGAAGGAUCAUCAAAACAAGAGAAGGUGGAGAUGAUUCCCGAUUCUCAUAUGCGGACCAAGAUACAGCUUGAAAAGGAGACACAGCAUGCAGCAUCUGAACUAUACGAGAUCUUCUCUCGUGAACGAUCCACCAGAGCGGCGGCUGGUGCUCUCCUGGAGGGGGCGGCUCUUACAAUGUUUCCUAAGGGUGGCGAGUGGCACGUCACUGCCAUGCAGAAGAGAGAAAACAAGUCCCGGACAAGGCUGCAAAAUACGCAUCGGCACUCCAACUUUUCUGCCCCAAUUAGAUACUUUUGCCUUGGUGCUUCUACUGGUACAGUGACUAUUGCGGUCAAACCAUCUUCUGAAGGCUUCGCUCCCUUGACUUGCUUUUACUUCUCGAACGAGGAUGAUCUGGAACUACAGGAUGGGUUCUACACUCCUAAGUCUAGAUCACAGCCGACAUUCGACGCAUUCAUCUAUGACGCUCGAAUUCUACAUGCGACUAUUCUUCAGGUGACCGUUGCCAUCAAGCAUGAAAUAUCACCUAUUGGUCUAAACGGGUUGUGUGACCGCAGAGUACGGUCAAUCGAUCUUGUUGUGGUGACACCCCCUUUGGUAGAUGCUGUGGAAGAUGUUUGGGUCCCAAAUACCCACGCAAUGCUGCUUUGGAAGGUGUAUCAUCUUGCACUCAGCACCUCAGAUAUAACAAUCGCUUGCACAGCAAUUGAUAUGAAGGGGAAAAUGGACCACACCCGCUAUCAGAUCAAAGCAAGUGACCUUCCCCCCUCUCGCCCUUGCCAUCCUCAUCCGUUUCAGAAUGCACGCUACCACACUGUGCUCCCAUACAGCACCAGCAGAGCACUCUUCUCUGUGUCCCAGUACGAGCUCGCCCCUGCUGAGCACACCAUACGCGAUACUCUCAUCGCCGGCCUCAGCACCAUAGAAAUCGCCCUCCUCAACGUCUUCGAGGCAAAAAUGCAUCCUACCCCUGCUCCCCAUGCAGACGUACAUCUGGGCGGACGCGCUCGACCUGCUCACCACAUCCAUAUGGGACUACACAGACUUCAUAUGCACCAACAUGUGAAGUGGGCUGGUGAUGCCGCGAGCUGCAGCGCGCACAGGGACGAUGAGAAGAUAUGUGGCACACAGAAGCCUAGACUCAUCCCAGGCAAAGCCGGUGAUGUAUGCUAUGUCUGCACCGAGGGGCACGAUGGCUGUGGGUCAUGA